Messenger RNA from Dictyostelium purpureum, 1531 nucleotides. RefSeq lists its product as uncharacterized. Lineage: Eukaryota; Evosea; Eumycetozoa; Dictyosteliales; Dictyosteliaceae. The transcript has a single exon. The record is from RefSeq and is a predicted model, not a curated record. Bases 14 to 1522 code for a protein of 502 amino acids.
AUUUAUUGUAAAAAUGUCUUCAAAAGCUUCAGGUAAAAAAUACGUUCACAACCCAAACAAAAAAAAGGUUGCUAAACGUGUUAUCCCAAAACAUGAAGACACCCCAACUGGUAUUACUGAUUCAAGAGUAAACUUAUUUUUUAAAUCUGCUCGUGGUUUAGAAGAACAAGAAUUAAAAGCUUUAUUAGCCGCUUCAUGGGAAACUUCACCAAUUGACACAUUAAAAUUAAUUUUCCAAAUGCGUGAUUGUCGUGGUGGUAAAGGUGAACGUAACCUUUUCGUUCAAAGUUUAGAUUGGUUAAACGGUGUAGCACCAACAACCGUCGAAAAAAAUUUCAAAUUGAUCCCAGAAUUUGGUUCAUAUAAAGAUGUAGUUCAAUUAAUCGGUACAAGUGCUGAACCAUUAGCUCUUGAAUUACUCUCAACUCAAUUAAAGAAAGAUCUCAAAGCCGCCCAAGAAGAUCCAAAGGCUAAAAUUUCUCUCGCUGCCAAAUGGGCCCCAACCGAAGGUCACGACGGUAAAAGCAAAGCUGUUAAAAAAUUAGCUCUUCUCUUAGCCACCAAUAAAUCUACUGCUAAAAAAGAUUACAGAAAAAAUUAUUUAGUUCCAUUAAGAAAACACCUUAAGAUUGUUGAGUGCAAAAUGGCCGCUAAUGAAUGGAAAGAAAUCAACUACAAUACCGUUCCAUCAAGAUGUAUGAUGCUUUCAAAAACUGCUUUCCAAAGACACGAACCAGAAUUAUUUGCUGAAUAUCUCGCUGCCCUCGAAAAAGGUGAAGCUAAAGUUAAUGCUAAGCAAUUAUUCCCACAUGAACUCGUCAAAAAAUACUUUGGUGGUGGUAAGGAAACUGAUACCAUCAUUGAAGAACAAUGGAAAGUAUUAGUCGAAGAAACUAGAAAAUUAGGUUCCCUUAAAGACUGUAUUGUUCUUUCUGAUGUCUCUGGUUCAAUGUCAGGUACCCCAAUGGAAGUUUCAGUUGCCUUAGGUAUUUUAAUUAGUUCUGUUACUGCCCAACCAUUCAAAGAUUUAAUUAUUACCUUCCACGAAAAACCAUCAUUCCAUAUGGUCAAAGGUGCCUCCUUAAAUGAAAAGGUAAAGAGCAUUAUGGAUGCACCAUGGGGCGGUAGUACCAACUUUAAUGCUGUCUUCGAGAUGAUUUUGAAUAAGGCCAUCGAAAAUAAACUCCCAGAAAGUGACAUGCCAAAGAAAAUGUUUGUUAUUAGUGAUAUGGCUUUUGACGUUGCUGAUCGUUCAUUCGGAAAAUCAAAUCAUGAAGCUUUAAAGGAUAGAUACAGAGAAGCUGGAUACAAAGUACCAACUAUGAUUUACUGGAAUGUCAAUGGUAAUUCAAUGUGCACCCCUGUUUCAAAUGCUAACGAAGCUGAUGUUGGUUUAAUCUCUGGUUUUUCACCAUCAAUCUUAAAAAGUGUUAUCGAAUGUGGUGAAGCUGGAAAAAUCACCCCAAUGGAUCUUAUGUAUGCUGCCAUCAAUGAUAAGAGAUAUGCCGAUUUAUCCAUUUAGAAAAAUUCC